AUGGCGAGCUAUGAGAAGCAGUACGGGGCAACACCGACCGACGAGUACGGGAACCCGAUCCGCCGGACCGACGAGUACGGGAACCCGGUGGGGCCCCGAGUGGACGAGUACGGGAACCCACUUGGUCAUCACACUACUACGACUGGAACCACCGCGGCCACCACUGGCGCAGGAGGGUACAACCCUCAUGACUUCGCCGCCACCACGGCAGCUGGCCAGGGCCCAGGAGUGCAUGGUCACGACUAUGACAGGAAAAAACAUCACGGCGUCACUGGCGCCGUGCUCCACCGCUCUGGUAGCUCGAGCUCUAGCUCUUCUGAGGAUGAUGGGCUAGGGGGGAGGAGGAAGAAGAAGGGGUUGAAGGAGAAGAUAAAGGAGAAGCUGCCGGGUGGAACCAAAACCGAUACAACAUAUGGUGGAACUGGGACCACCGGGCAGCACUACCAGGAGAAGGGGACGAUGGACAAGAUCAAGGAGAAGCUGCCUGGGACUGGGGGGCAUAGGGCAGAUGACCCCUACCCAUCCCAGACUCAUACAACUGCCACCACCACACCUUAUGGUGGAACCGCCUACACCGAAGAGCACCAAGAGAAGAAGGGGAUCAUGGACAAAAUCAAGGAGAAACUUCCCGGACAACACUAG
This is a messenger RNA of Prunus armeniaca (apricot), 642 nucleotides long. The record is from the annotation of a GenBank genome assembly. NCBI's taxonomy places the organism in Eukaryota, Viridiplantae, Streptophyta, Magnoliopsida, Rosales, Rosaceae.